GUUCCCGGAGAAAGGAAAGGGGAGCGUGGGAUAGUAAAGGAGACGACGCGGAGAAGACGAAAGGACCUACAAGAACGGAGGACAGGCGCGCACGAUGGUCCCGGGGGGAGCGGAAACAAAGGCACGCAAAGCGGAAGAGCGUGUGUAGGGGAGCGGAAAAGGAAGUAACCACCGCGGCCUGCGAGGAAAUGGCGAAAAGUCUUUUGAAGACAUCCUCUCUGUCUGGAAGGACAAAAUUGCUACAUCAAACAGGAUUGUCACUUUAUAGUACGUCCCAUGGAUUUUAUGAGGAAGAAGUGAAAAAAACACUUCAGCAGUUUCCUGGUGGAUCCAUUGACCUUCAGAAGGAAGACAAUGGCAUUGGCAUUCUUACCCUGAACAAUCCAAGUAAAAUGAAUGCCUUCUCAGGUGUUAUGAUGCUACAACUUCUGGAAAAAGUAAUUGAAUUGGAAAAUUGGACAGAGGGGAAAGGCCUCAUUGUCCGUGGGGCAAAAAAUACUUUCUCUUCAGGAUCUGAUCUGAAUGCUGUGAAAUCCCUGGGAACUCCAGAGGAUGGAAUGGCCGUAUGCAUGUUCAUGCAAAACACCUUAACAAGAUUUAUGAGACUUCCUUUAAUAAGUGUUGCACUGGUUCAAGGUUGGGCAUUGGGUGGAGGAGCAGAAUUUACUACAGCAUGUGAUUUCAGGUUAAUGACUCCAGAGAGUAAGAUCAGAUUCGUCCACAAAGAGAUGGGCAUAAUACCAAGCUGGGGUGGCACCACCCGGCUAGUUGAAAUAAUUGGAAGUAGACAAGCUCUCAAAGUGUUGAGUGGGGCCCUUAAACUGGAUUCAAAAAAUGCUCUAAACAUAGGAAUGGUUGAAGAGGUCUUGCAGUCUUCAGAUGAAACUAAAUCUCUAGAAGAGGCACAAGAAUGGCUAAAGCAAUUCAUCCAAGGGCCACCGGAAGUAAUUAGAGCUUUGAAAAAAUCUGUUUGUUCAGGCAGAGAGCUAUAUUUGGAGGAAGCAUUACAGAACGAAAGAGAUCUUUUAGGAACAGUUUGGGGUGGGCCUGCAAAUUUAGAGGCUAUUGCUAAGAAAGGAAAAUUUAAUAAAUAAUUGGUUUUUCGUGUGGAUGUACUCCAAGUAAAGCUCCAGUGACUAAUAUGUAUAAAUGUUAAAUGAUAUUAAAUAUGAACAUCAGAAUUACUUUGAAGGCUACUAUUAAUAUGCAGACUUACUUUUAAUCGUUUGAAUAUCUGAACUCAUUCACCUCAUUUCUUGCCAAUUACUCACUUGGGUGUUUACUGCGUAAUCUGGAACAUUUAGCUAAAAUAUACACUUUUGGCUUAAAAAUUAUUGCUGUCAAUUCCAAUAAUAAUUCUUAGCUUAUAACCAAAGAGCAGUGUUUAAAAGGAGAGCUUCUAUACAAAACCUAUUCCUGGUGUUACUUUUCAUAAAAUUUUUGUUCUGUCCUACCUGGAAAUAAUUUACUAAAAUAACUGAAUGAGUGUUGCUGCUAAAGAACAAAAAUGGGGAGGUAUCAGGGAACAAGAAAACAAGAAAGGUUAUGAUCAAUCAUUUUCUUCUGCUCCAAACAGCCGGAGUAAAAUUCAUGGGAAAUGGCCCUUCAUUUAAAAAAAGAUGUACCUCACUACCCACUACAAAUUUGGAACUUUAUUUGAUCUUUUCAAUAAUUAGUUUUCUAUUGUAAAUUAUCUACCAAACAGUGGUAGCCAUGACUAUCUUUCAAAAGUAAAUGUAAUAAAAAUGCACAACAUGAAAUUUUUAUAAUCAUCCCAGCAAUACACUUUUCAAAAAAUGUGAAAGUCAAAGAAUUAAGUUCUAGUUCUGACUCAUCAUAAGAGGUCAAAAGUAUUUGCUACUGUAACACUCAAUUCACAUUUGAGAAUCAUGGUAAAAAUAACUUGCAUUUGUCUUAUCAUCAUGAUCCUACUGUUGAGUUAGGAAAAUAUGGUUAGACUCACGUUACUUUUUUUCAGAGGUAAACUCUAGAUUACUGUGUCAAUCCAAUACUAUUUGGCCAUAGAUGUAAAAACUACCAAAUAAAAGUGGAUUUUGUGUAAAGUGAA
Molecule: messenger RNA, 2068 nt
Organism: Pongo pygmaeus (Bornean orangutan)
Lineage: Eukaryota; Metazoa; Chordata; Mammalia; Primates; Hominidae
Gene: ECHDC1
Product: ethylmalonyl-CoA decarboxylase 1
Exons: 6
Coding region: 189-1094 (301 amino acids)
Biological process (GO): fatty acid beta-oxidation
Cellular component (GO): cytosol
Molecular function (GO): catalytic activity
Source: RefSeq, a predicted model, not a curated record